AUGUCUGUUCAUUUGACAGCUUUGCUGCCUUGUUUAACAAAUGUUAAUAUCACUGUACUCAACAAAUUUACUUUUAUUGUUGAAGAUUCAGCCUCAAACUCUCUGAGUAACAAGAAGAAACUUCAUAAGAAGAAGAAAGAGAUCCCCUUUUUUAUGCCAUUAGGACGUGGGCAACCCCUCCCUCCAAGACUACAACAACAGGGGGAGAGAGCCUCCUACCCAAGAGGAGCCAGUAGGACCCCCCCACCACGCUUUGGCAGCAACUGUGGUCUCUUCAACUCCAGUGGACGUCCCAUCAACAAGCAGUGGAACAGUUCAGACAACCUUAAAUAUGUCAAACCUCGCCAUGGUGAUGACCGUUUUCUCCCAUUUCGGGAUGUUGUGCCGCCAUCUUGUACUUUCUUUCCGCCCACAACUCCAGAAGGACUGGAGGUUCCGUGGUUUAGAUUGCCAGUUCAGCAUCGCCAUCAAAUGCAGGACCUAGAGAAGAAAGCAAUGGAAGAGUCUGCUGCUCUAUAUGAGCUACAGGAGCGGGACCCCAAUGCCUUCCCUGCUCUGCCAAGUGUCCAUGACCGUAAUGGAAGUGGUCCGUGCUCUUUCUGGAACCAAGACAAAGGUCACCAAGGUCACCAUGAUGGCAGUGGACAAGCAGAUGACUCAGCUUUUCUGUCUCAUGAUAUGACUGGAGGGGCAUCAGGAGUGGAGAGUACAGCAGACAGUGGUGUGGGCUGCCGAGCAG
This is a messenger RNA of Lingula anatina, 739 nucleotides long. RefSeq names its product UDP-N-acetylglucosamine transferase subunit ALG13. The record is from RefSeq and is a predicted model, not a curated record. Gene Ontology annotation, molecular function: cysteine-type deubiquitinase activity; K63-linked deubiquitinase activity. Gene Ontology annotation, biological process: protein deubiquitination. NCBI's taxonomy places the organism in Eukaryota, Metazoa, Brachiopoda, Lingulata, Lingulida, Lingulidae.